AUGUCGCAGGAUAACACCAUUCAUUCAGACCUCAGCUUCGCGUCGUACGGCAACUCCUCCAUAUCCGACUUCGACCCCGAACACGAAGCCAUGGCUUCCACACGCGAAUUGGAAUAUAGCCCUCGCCUGCCUAACAUGAAAACAAGACCUGGUCGAUCGCGCGCCCCUCUCCACGACGAAGAACCCGACUACGCCAUCAACACGUCUACUCUCGACCGCGCUUUCCCCGAAUUCUCUCAGCUCCCAACCUCCGAAGACGACCAAGACACUUUCAACAGCGAUUUAUCCAUUGAAGUUGGACGAGGUGUCAGCAAGCCGACGCGCUUGGAUGAUUCUCGGAACUCCUUUAUGAGCUUUGAAAACAGCGUGCGUGCGUCCUCGCCCGCUGUACGGGUGGACUACCCGACGCCGCAGAAGGCUGCUGUGCGCUCCACGGCGCGACGCGCAGUCAGUGAGAAUUUACGCAAGGAUGCUCAGCUUCGACGAGCAAGCCAGGCUCAGAAAGAAAACAUGGGCUCUCAGGUGUCCAAACCGCAACGUGACCAGCGCCGAACUCUUUCUGAAAUGCACGCCAAAGUCCGCGAUAGCUACGAUGGCUCCUUUCUUGGGGACGAGCGUCCUGCUCCAGUUGCCAUCAAUACCCGCUCGACGCGCUUUGGUAACCGCUACAACUCCCAGGACAUUGCGGAUGCGGUCGAGCGAGCUUCUCGGGAAGCCUUCGCGAAGGAGACAGGCAAAGCGUCGAACAGUCCCCGCAAGACAAAUGCAAACACUGGACACACUUCCAACGGCCUCGGGGACACCGUGACUCGACAGUCUUUCCUGCUACCCGACCUUCCUAACAUCUCCGACCUUGUUUCCGGUGUCUAUGAAGACGGUACCCCUGUUUUCUCACGCCAACAGAAGAUGCGCCCUACUCGAUUUGUAUCUUCGCCGCAUGAUGAGGCGGACAUGUCUCUUUCGCGACAGCACGUACCGCUGGAUGCAGUGCCGAUUCCAGAGGAUGAGAAGGCUUUGUUCGUUUCUCUCAGACUCCUCCAGGACAAGGUUUCUGAGCUUGAGAGGGCCAAAGCAGAUGCAGAGAGGAGGUUGGAAGGUUUCCGCCGAGAGAAUGCGGUCUUGAGAGGAAACAAGCCUAGUCAAGCGGAGAGGUACGAGCCGGAGGAGGGCGAUUACCGGAAAGGAUCGAAACGACUGGCAAGCGAGAAUCAGAAGCUAGAAGCAGCCAAUUUUGCCCUACAGAAUCAGCUUGACAUUGCAGACAGAAAAGCUCAGGUUCAAGAAUCUGCCAUCAAGCGCCUGAAUCACGAAAGAGAGUCCGCCAUCUCUCAGCUGGGAGCCGCUUAUCUGGAAUCUCGCGAACUCAAGGCUGAGAACGAAGAUCUCAGACAGGAAAACACAGAGCUCAAGUCUCAACUCUCUCGGUUCUCAAGUCGCGAGCCCGACACUCGUGAUUCGGAGGCUAGCUCCGCGUCAACGGACGCAGAAGACAGUCAAUUUUACACUGAGCACGGUGAGGGUACGAGCCGCAGUACGAAGGAUAUGGCAUUGAAGAGUUCCCGCUCCAAGAAGCGCCAAGAUGAUUCCCGUGCAAAAGUUUCUGCCCAAGUUGACAAGGAAAUUUCCCGGCUCGAGAGGGAACGUGCCGAAGAGGCUCUUUUCUCUCUGAACAUGCCUAACUCCAAGCGCGCGCCGGGUUCUAGAGCAGGAAGGUCCGAUAACAAGAGCAGGAAGCAGCCGAAUACCAGCAAGCAACGUGUCAAACGUGUGGUUGUGGAAGACAUCAGCGGACCAGUGGAGGUGACUGAGCGCACCAAGAGCUCAUCCGAGGGUGACUUGACCCUGCUGAGUGUUAUUGACGAAAAUGAGAUUUCGCGCCUGCGCAAGACUUUGGAAGAAGAACGGUUGGCCCGCAAGCAACGUCGAUCGAGUGCACCAACCGAUCUUAUUCAGGACACGAUUAACUCCACUCGCCAAAGCAUCUUGAAGGCACCUGCACCACGCAAGUCAUCUCUACGAGAGCCUAAACCUUCGAUCCAACGACCCGCAUCGGCUGCAGGUGACAUCACUGCUGGUUCUAGGGUCACCACCGAUGGAGAUAGCAGUCUCGUUGUUCCUCUUGUGGAACGACCUCGACGGUAUUCCGAUCACUCGUUGCCGUCCACAUCUGGUCGCAAGAAGCGCCGUAACGUUGAGGACAUGACGUCCGCUUUCAUCCUUCCAGAUAUCACUCUCCACCACACGGAUCUGGGUGCCAGUAACCCCUCGCAACUCCCUGAAGCAGCCCAGAAGGCUCUCGAUAGCAUUGCGCAACAUGAUGGCAAAAACUGUAUGGUCUGCAAGAACUCCACCAAGGAUGGGACCUGCAACCAUGAGUCCAUCAAGAUUCCCAAACCAGUUCCCGUCUCGGAACGCAUGCCCAAGCCGUCACCCUUCAACGAAGAACCCACACUCCGCCCUUCCCAGCCGCCAGCUGUUGCUGUCGCCACCGUCCUCAAGGCAUUGGAAGACGAGCUCUCUCAUCUAAAGAUGCAGUUGGCCACAUACCAAAGCGCCUACAACAAGCUCGAUGUAUCUCUCGGCAAGCGACAGCGCAAGUCGCUCCUGGAGAGGAUCGAUAAAUUGCUCAAGGAUAUCGACAUGAAAUCCGACCAGAUUUAUUCUCUCUACGACGUCCUGGAAGGUCAAAAGCAGAGCGGGCAUGAGAUGACCGCGAAGGAGAUGGAAAUGACCCUCGAGUCGAUUGGCAUUGAUACGACCAUGUCCCAUGUCGCGGAUGUUACUGGCACUACCGACAAAUCAAAUCGUCACCUUGGCCAGCUCGACAUGGAUGAUGACGAGGAUGAGCUGCCGUGGGAGGGAAUCGAGAGCACGGCCGAUAUGACCGGCCACACCCGCGACUGA
Penicillium lagena is the source of this 2904-nucleotide messenger RNA. RefSeq lists its product as uncharacterized. NCBI's taxonomy places the organism in Eukaryota, Fungi, Ascomycota, Eurotiomycetes, Eurotiales, Aspergillaceae. Bases 1 to 2904 code for a protein of 967 amino acids. The transcript has 3 exons. Gene Ontology annotation, molecular function: microtubule binding. The record is from RefSeq and is a predicted model, not a curated record.